AUGAACAAAGCUAUGAAAAACAUAGAUCUCCAGUAUUAUCUUAAUGAGGAGGAAGAGUGGGUCUAUAUGCUGAAGUUCAACUCUUUGGGACAACAAACCUGUUCAGCCCAUCCUGCUCAAUUCUCCCCAGAUGGUAAGUACUUGAGAUACCAAAUCACCAUCACGAAACCUUUUAAAGUGCUCAUGACCCAGCAGCCAUUUCCUGUCCUCUGA
Elephantulus edwardii (Cape elephant shrew) is the source of this 213-nucleotide messenger RNA. Its product is annotated as H/ACA ribonucleoprotein complex subunit 3-like. Gene Ontology annotation, molecular function: telomerase RNA binding; box H/ACA snoRNA binding. The transcript has 2 exons. Gene Ontology annotation, biological process: ribosome biogenesis; snRNA pseudouridine synthesis; positive regulation of telomerase RNA localization to Cajal body. Gene Ontology annotation, cellular component: box H/ACA telomerase RNP complex; box H/ACA snoRNP complex. The record is from RefSeq and is a predicted model, not a curated record. The coding region runs from base 1 to 213 and encodes 70 amino acids. Lineage: Eukaryota; Metazoa; Chordata; Mammalia; Macroscelidea; Macroscelididae.